Siniperca chuatsi (mandarin fish) is the source of this 8000-nucleotide messenger RNA. It is a transcript of the gene mtr, whose product is annotated as 5-methyltetrahydrofolate-homocysteine methyltransferase. NCBI's taxonomy places the organism in Eukaryota, Metazoa, Chordata, Actinopteri, Centrarchiformes, Sinipercidae. The coding region runs from base 1132 to 4941 and encodes 1269 amino acids. Gene Ontology annotation, biological process: pteridine-containing compound metabolic process. Gene Ontology annotation, molecular function: methionine synthase activity; cobalamin binding; zinc ion binding. The record is from RefSeq and is a predicted model, not a curated record. The transcript is spliced from 33 exons.
CACAGGUGAUCACAUCAAGGUUGAGCCUUUUCAAACUUCACCUCCAGCAUCAAAAGUUUCCAUUGACUUUUUGGUAAACAGAUUACAAGACUUAUUCAGUUUUGUAUCAGUGUUUCCACAUUUUUUUUUGUGUGUGUAAUUUGUCAUAUAACAAUCGGAUAAUUUAGUUGGUGGGGAAACAACUGAAGCUGCUUUAUAAAUGCCCCUUUCUGCCAGGAAAAGAGAGAGAGGAAAAAAGUGAUGAAAAGUUGGAAUGAUAAAAAUAAGCAUAAGUCAUGGUAAAUCAUAAUUCUGAAAUAAACUGUACAAACAUUCGACUUUUAAAGUCACAAUUAUGGGAUAGACAUAAUUUAAACUUACUGUCGCUCUAAUUUUGACUUUAAAAGUCAAAAGGUUGACUUACAAUAUCAUAUUUUUGACGUAGUAAGUUAAAAGGUUUUGUUCCUCCAAGUGGCUUCAUACCCCGCCGGGAGGUUUCAGAAGCAGAGCAUUUGCCUGCCCAGCGUUGUUGACUUGUUGAUUUGGUCCUUUUUCCUUGACGUUUGUGCUUCUACCAUGGGUAAGUAGGCUACGUAGUUAAAUGUUUUCUAUUUUGUCUGUUUUUAGAUGUGUUUUUUGUUGAUAAGACGAUCGGGAGUCUGCACACGGUGUCUUAUUUUGAAAAUUGACUGGCUGCUCUAUGCCGUUUCUGUGCAGCUUGACGCGGCUUUGACACAGCGGGGAGCCGCUUCUGGGACGCGCGGCGGUGCGUCUGGUGGGAUCCAGCCUUUGAAAUUACCUAAAGCCUUGAAUGUUUAAUUAUUAGGCCGAUGCACUGAAAUAACUUGUUUCAGCUAUGGUAAAAUAUUAUAAACACAGCUUUUAAAGCAUAAUGUUCAAAUGCCUUGGAAUAUGAAUUUUAAUGUUAUAGCUGGGGUAAGUGAGAAAAUGUUACAUAUUAUUGGCGUUGUGGUGGAGCGUUUAUUGUGAAGGACUCGGGCCGGAAGUGUAGAUGUUACCUCUGGCGGACCACAAGUUGUCGAAGCUCCGGGAAUAUAGGAGCCGGUUGGUUGUAAAAGUUUGAGCUGCAAGAUUAACCACUUGUUCUUCAGAAGGACCGUAGAGCUAUUUUCAAGGCUGGCUCUUCACAAGAUGGCUCCGACAAACGUCAUUCAUCAAUGCUCGUUAGGAGCGGGAUGCAGAUGUCCAUUAGAGUCCGAGCUGCGAGCUGUGAUGCAGCAAAAGAUAAUGGUCCUGGACGGUGGUAUGGGAACCAUGAUCCAGCAGCACAAGCUUGAAGAAGAAGAUUUCAGAGGGGAUGAGUUUAAAGAGCAUCCUCUUCCACUGAAGGGCAACAACGACCUUCUCAGUAUCACACAGCCCAAUAUCAUUUACAAAAUACACAAGGAGUACCUGCUGGCUGGUGCUGACAUCAUAGAGACCAACACAUUCAGCAGCACUUCCACUGCCCAGGCAGACUAUGGACUGGAACACAUGGCAUAUCGCCUCAAUAGGGCGGCGGCAGAGCUGGCGAGGAGGGCAGCUGACGAUGUCACCAAACAAACUGGUUGUAAACGCUAUGUGGCUGGGGCAGUGGGUCCCACCAAUAAAACCCUGUCUGUAUCCCCGUCUGUGGAGAGGCCUGACUUCAGGAACAUCACAUUUGAUGACCUUGUAGAAGCCUACUCAGAGCAGGUCAGAGGUUUAUUAGAUGGAGGAGCAGACAUCCUUCUGGUUGAAACCAUCUUUGACACUGCCAAUGCUAAGGCUGCCUUAUUUGCCAUCGACCUGCUGUUUGAAAAGACCUACGAAAGAAAACCUAUAUUUAUCUCAGGGACCAUCGUUGACCGAAGUGGACGAACUCUGUCCGGUCAGACAGGAGAAGCCUUUGUAGUGAGUGUGUCCCAUGCUAAACCUCUAUGUAUUGGUCUGAACUGUGCCUUGGGGGCGACAGAGAUGAGGCCGUUCAUUGAGGCCAUAGGAAAAAGCACCACAGCUUUCAUUAUCUGUUAUCCGAAUGCAGGUCUUCCCAACACAUUUGGAGGGUAUGAUGAAACUCCACAAGUAACAGCUUCCAAUUUAAAGGAGUUUGCUAUGGAUGGACUUGUGAAUAUUGUGGGAGGCUGUUGUGGGACCACUCCAGGACACAUCAGAGCCAUAUCUGAAGCAGUCAAACACUGCCAGCCAAGAGUUCCUGCUGGUGAUAUUUAUCGAGACUUCUUGCUGCUGUCAGGGUUAGAGCCUUUCAGGAUUGGCCCUUACACCAACUUUGUUAAUAUUGGUGAGCGCUGCAACGUGGCUGGGUCACGCAAGUUUGCCAAACUGAUCAUGGCGGGAAACUAUGAGGAGGCUCUAAGCAUUGCUAAGGCCCAGGUGGAGAUGGGGGCCCAGGUCCUGGAUAUAAACAUGGAUGAGGGGAUGCUGGAGGGGCCAACAGCUAUGGCCCGAUUUUGUAACUUCAUUGCUUCUGAGCCAGACAUCGCACGGGUUCCUCUGUGUAUUGACUCUUCUAACUUCUCAGUGAUUGAGGCUGGGUUGAAAUGCUGUCAAGGGAAGUGUAUAGUCAACAGCAUCAGUCUAAAGGAAGGAGAAGAGGAGUUCCUGCUCAGAGCUGCCACUGUGAAGCGCUACGGAGCUGCUGUGGUGGUCAUGGCCUUUGAUGAGGAAGGACAGGCCACAGAUACAGACCGUAAAGUGGAGAUCUGCACUCGGGCCUACAAGCUGCUGGUCAGCAAAGUAGGAUUUGAGCCCAACGACAUCAUCUUUGACCCCAACAUCCUCACCAUCGGUACAGGCAUGGAGGAACACAACCUCUACGCCGUGAACUUCAUCAGAGCCAUCAAACUUAUCAAGGAGACAUUACCAAGAGCCAGGGUGAGUGGAGGUCUUUCCAACCUGUCCUUCUCCUUCCGAGGGAUGGAGGCUAUCAGAGAAGCUAUGCAUGGAGCAUUUCUCUACCAUGCUAUCAGGGAUGGUAUGGAUAUGGGGAUAGUGAAUGCUGGGAACCUGCCGGUCUAUGAUGACAUAGAUAAAGAGCUGCUUUUACUGUGUGAAAACCUCAUCUGGAACAGAGACGCUGAUGCCACUGAGAAACUACUGACCUAUGCGCAGAACAACGUGAAAGGAGGGAAGAAGGUGGUUCAGACAGACGAGUGGAGAGAAGGAAGUGUGGAGGACAGGUUGGAGUACGCUCUCAUUAAGGGAAUAGACAAGUAUGUGGUGGAGGAUGUGGAUGAGUGUCGCGCUCAGGUUGACCGCUACACUCGACCCCUUCACAUCAUCGAGGGCCCCCUGAUGAACGGCAUGAAGGUGGUGGGAGAUCUCUUUGGAGCUGGGAAGAUGUUCCUGCCACAGGUGAUCAAGUCGGCUCGUGUUAUGAAGAAGGCGGUGGGCUACCUGAUUCCUUUCAUGGAGAAGGAGAGGGAGGAGAUGAUGGCAUUGUCUGGGUCAACUGAGGAAGUGGAUCCCUAUCAGGGCACCAUAAUUCUGGCUACAGUGAAGGGAGACGUUCAUGAUAUUGGCAAGAACAUCGUAGGUGUGGUGCUGGGUUGCAACAACUUCAGAGUGAUCGACCUGGGUGUGAUGGUUCCCUGUGAUAAGAUCCUCAGAGAAGCCAUCAGACAGAAAGCAGAUAUCAUUGGUUUGUCUGGUCUCAUCACCCCCUCUCUGGAUGAGAUGAUCUACGUGGCCAAAGAGAUGGAGAGACUGGGAAUCACAACACCACUGCUGAUUGGAGGAGCCACCACAUCAAAGACACAUACAGCUGUGAAGAUCGCCCCUCGCUACAGUUCUCCUGUUAUCCAUGUUCUGGAUGCCUCCAGGAGUGUGGUGGUGUGCUCGCAGCUCCUGGAUGAGGCAGUGAGGGAGGAGUACUUUGAGGACCUGAAAGAAGAGUAUGAGGAGAUCAGGCAGGAGCACUACGACUCCCUGAAGGAUCGUGCGUAUCUGUCUCUUUCCCAGGCCAGAGAGAAGGCUUUACAUAUAGACUGGCUCUCUCUGCCCAGGCCAGUGCGUCCUCAGUUCCUGGGCACCCGUGUGUUUGAGUGGUACAACCUGAACAGUCUGGUGGACUUCAUCGACUGGAAGCCUUUCUUCGAUGUGUGGCAGCUGAGAGGAAAAUACCCCAACAGAGGGUACCCCAAGAUCUUCAAUGACAACACUGUUGGUUCGGAGGCUCGGCGAGUCUUCGAUGACGCCCAGCAGCUGCUCAACCAGAUGAUUAGCAGCUGCAGUCUGCAGGGGCAGGGCCUGGUGGGGUUCUGGCGUGCCCAGAGUGAUCGUGAUGACAUCAAUGUGUACAAAGAUGAUGUCACUGUGCACAGAGACACCAAGCCCAUCGCCACAUUCCACGGCUUACGGCAACAAGUGAGGGCGGAGAAGGACAGCUCCAGUUCAGAGCCCUACCUGUGUGUGUCUGACUUUGUUGCCCCUGUAGACAGCGGUGUGGCAGACUACAUCGGUGUGUUUGCUGUGGGUGUGUUUGGAGCUGAGGAGCUGAGUCAGCAGUUCCAGGCUCAGGGAGACGACUACAGCAGCAUCAUGGUCAAAGCCCUGGCUGACCGACUGGCUGAGGCCUUUGCUGAGGAGCUCCAUGCUCGUGUGCGUAAGGAGCUGUGGGGCUACAGCUCUGACGAGGCACUGCAGGCCUCAGACCUCCACAGAGUUCGAUACCAGGGCAUCAGACCUGCAGCUGGCUACCCCAGCCAGCCCGACCACACAGAGAAGACCAUCAUGUGGAGCCUGGCUGGGAUCCAGGAGAAGACUGGUAUUGGUCUGACAGAGUCUCUGGCCAUGACGCCUGCUGCCUCAGUGUCUGGACUUUACUUCUCCAACCCUCAGGCCUCAUACUUCGCCGUGGGAAAGAUCACCAAGGAGCAGGUGGAGGACUAUUCCGGGAGGAAAGACAUGAGUGUGGAGGAGAUGGAGAGAUGGCUGGCUCCUGUACUGGGAUAUGACAGUUAGGCGCAGUGUGUGACUGCUCCAGCAGUAAACUGGACCACAGAGGGAUCAGAGCAGGCAACACAGAAUUUACAGUCACAGGUUUACAGUCCAACCAUUCCACUAUAGAUCACGCAGGUUGUUACUGUGGCCGCUUACAUAGAGAUUCACUGACAUCCCAUAGUAUAGGCCUUAUCAUUUUACUCAACAUUUUUUACUGUACAUUUAAGAAUGAGUCUGUGCCAACGGGUUAUGACCAACUCACUACUGUUAAACACUACACACACACAAGUACAUUAUGUGUAAUGAUAAAAUUAUCUCUUAAAUGUAUUCCUUGUUUAUUAAUGGAGUGAGGCCUACACAUGAAGUGAAGGAAUCUGUUGGAAAUCACGUGGUGUUGCAUCACCGUCACAUAUGUGUCUUCAGUAGUGCAUGAGCUAAAAUGUUCACUUCUAUUAUUUAGCUCAAUGUUGAGAUUAUUAUUUUCGCACUCAUCCCUGGGCUACGCUGGGUAUCUCCAGAGUCAGUCAAUAUCUGUGGAUUUGCUGAUUAUAAAAACAUUUUAAAAGAUUUGUUUUCCAUUUACUAAAAUGAGGCAAACGUCUUGCAUCAGUGUUUAUAUUAUCGUAAAGGGAUAGUGGGAAGAUACUGGGAAAAUCUGCUGAUUUGCUUUCUUUCUGAGAGUUAAAUGAGGAGAUUAAUAUCAAUCUCAUUCUGUGUUAAAUACAGAGCAGAAGUCAGGAUGUAAUUGACCUAGCUUAGCAGAAAGACUGGGAGCAGGGGGAAACAGCUUGCCUGGCUAAGCCAAAGUUCAAAAACACACCUAUCAACAGAAGCUAAAGCUCACAGAUUAACAUGUAUCUCUUUUUUUUUUAGUACACAAACAGAAAUGUGGAUGAACAACAGUUUAUCCAUCUGUGUAACAUCUCUGCCUAUAGCACAAUCGGUGAACACCUGUUUUGGUGUUGGUCUCUGUACAAGCACAAUGGUACCAAACUUGCCAGCCUCACUGUGACAACAAGACUCCAUGAACAGUCACUGCACCUGCUUGUGAUUUUGUGUUAGUUAGUGAGCUUUAGAGGUGUUGGUCGAUGUAUUUUUGAUCUUUGGAAAGAACCAGGCUAGCUCUUUCGCCCUGCUGCCAGUCUUAUGCUAAGCUAGGCUAACCACAUCCUGAUUCCAGCUCUGUACUCAACACACAGACAUGAGAUUGAUAUCCAUCUUUCCAUCUCACUCUUGGACAGAAAGUGAAUAAAUGUAAUUCCCAAAAUGUCCUUUAAUGCAAACAGCUUUAGAAGAAAUUUGCUUCAGUAAAACCCCCAAAUGAUUGUGAUUAAAAUCAGGAAAUAUCUGAUCAAAGAAUCAGUAAAAAAGACUAAGGAUCUGUUCUUACGUUCAGUGCCAACUUUAACGAUAUGUUUCGAUUACAGUUUUAUACUUGGUGGUAAUUAAUAAUAAUAAUUAAUUCACCAUGGAAGUAAGUAAUGAGGUAAACAGCCCAAAAUUUAAAUAAUGCUUCACAUGUCCAAUAUGUAUAAAAACAAACUAAUUACUACAACCAAAGAGUAAACCCUGGACACAUGGGAAGUCAGUAAGAACAUUUCUAAACCACAAAUUUUAGAUUUGUAUGUGGAAGUGAAAGUUUAGGCGUUUGCAUACAGAUUGUAUUUAUUUCAAUUUUAAUUAUUUUUUUUAAAUGAUCAUUUUAUUGUUCUUGUGUAAAGGUUUUAGCAUUAUCAACAUUUGUGUGGAGGCUGUAGCUUAAAAGCAUGUUCACAUGUUCAGUUUAUUAAUGUUGAUUACUUAAAAGCCACAUUGUAAAAUCAUUUAUAAAGUGAUAAAGUUUUGAUUAAAUUAUACAAUUGAAGAUUUCUGUUAAAGAGAUGCAGCCAGUAUGCCACCCUAAAAAUGAAGUGCUUCAAUCCACACAGCAGUAACAGGAGCUCUUAUUGGCCAGCUGUCAUUUUCAGAGCCCCUGUGUUGAAACUCACUGUCUGUGGGUUUAGUUUUUGGUGUGACACAUUGCUGCAUUGCCUUAAACUACAGUGAGAAUGAAACAAAGUGUAAACUAUGAAGCAGGAGAUAAAUAAUUUUAUAAGCCUUUCAAAGAGUAACACCCCCUGAAAAUCUUGUUUUUGCUGACCUCCACUGGUGUAACUUCUCACCCUGCUGCAGUGAUGCACAGGUGGACUCCAGGACCCUGUGACAUCACUGCUGGGUGACUCAUCAUCAGUGAUGCUGGCUGAAGUCACAAGUGAAACUUUCAACCAGAGAGGGCAGUAGGUUCUGCUCGUCAGCCUGCUGAAAAUCAUUUUGAGUCAUUUCUGAGGGGAGUCGGUGAGGUUUUACAAAUGCCUGUCUUCCUAAUGUCAGAAGGUGGAGGAUCAGAGGACACAUUUUUAGAUCAAUUUGAAUAAUUGCAUUGUCUUUUUAAAACAGUAUAUACAUUUAACUGGUUCAAAAGUAUUCAGUUACACAUUUUUUCUACACCGUGCAGUUUUCCUCAAAGUGAAGAACAAAGCAGUACUAAUGACAACUAAACACAAUGAAAAUGUUGAAAAACCUUGAAGAUUUUCUAAAUGCAGGAAAAACGACUGUACCAUCGUGUAGAGCUGUCACUUAAACAAACUUGAAUGAAACUUGUUUCUGACUUGAUAAGGAACCAAACAGCUAUUUGCUGAAGGUUCAUGGCUGUCAUAAGAACAAUAAUAAUAAUCAUUUACAAUCAAAGAUAGGGUUACAAUGAAAUACAGUGCGUUUCCGCUCGGUUGUAAAGACUUAAGUGAACCAAGCAAGUCUCAUCUUAUAAAGUCUCAUCUUCAAAUGAUUAUAGUGGGAAGCUGGGUUAACCCUUCGCAACAUCUGUGGUUAUCAGCAUUUCAAUUCACUCUGAAAAGCCCUGAUGUGCUGCAGUGGCUGAUCUCUGUUUGUAUGAAACUUUGUCAGUUUUGUAAUCAGUUUUACUUUGAAACUGUUAACAUUGAAAAAUAAAGUUGUGGAUAAAUGAUGGUGGUAUUGCAAACACUGUAAAACAGGAACAAUUGAACAGUGCUAUUUUGUUAAAAAUAAAUCAUUUCAACAUA